This is a messenger RNA of Acipenser ruthenus (sterlet), 1894 nucleotides long. Its product is annotated as tetraspanin-32-like. The transcript is spliced from 8 exons. Gene Ontology annotation, cellular component: membrane. The coding region runs from base 106 to 831 and encodes 241 amino acids. The record is from RefSeq and is a predicted model, not a curated record. NCBI's taxonomy places the organism in Eukaryota, Metazoa, Chordata, Actinopteri, Acipenseriformes, Acipenseridae.
AACCCACGGUAGAACACUCUGCUUGAAAAGUUGCGUUCUUCUUGCAAGUGUCGCUGUCCUGUUUGUUCUGCUGCUACUCUGGAGUUAAAAAGGAAGGACCGCAAAAUGCAACGCCAGGUCUGGAUGAGAAUGAUUAAAAUUCACCUGCUACUGAACAGCCUGUUAGCCAUGAUUCUUGGAGUGGCGGUCAUCGUCAUGGCCCUGUGGACCGGCCGUGACGCCCGCUUCACCGCUGUGCGUAGCAUCACUGUGGAAAACAACAACUACACAACAAUUCACAGCGCAGUUCUGUACACUGCGCUGGCUCUCAGUGCUUUCCUGGUAGUUGCGGGAGUGCUGUGUGCGUCAGGGCUGAUCAGAGAGUCCGAGAGGCUGCUGGCUGCAGGGUUCAUCAUCCUGGCUCUUCUGUUCUGUGUAGCAGUGCAGCUGGGAUACUGGAUGUUCACACGAGUAGGCGAGGUAGAGGGUGCUGUGAUGGAUGUCUAUGAUUUUCUGUACCACGACUUCCUGAGGAAUCAGUCAGACUCCGCUGGGCAGCACCUGACAGCCUUCCACACUGCGUUCUCGUGCUGUGGGAAGCACUCCAGUUCUCCUCUCACUGGCCCAGUGGAGAGCAUCACAUGCCUGGCCGGACUGAGAGCCACGGGGCAGGGCUGCCUGCUUGCAGUGUCUGCUUCCCUGCAGAAGCACAUGGACUGGUGCUGGGCUCUGCUUCUCCUCAUGAUGGCAACUGUGGUGAGUGGCAUGAUCCUGACCUCCUUCCUGUUCUUCUCGAUCCGCCUGGGAGUCUCCAGGGAGAGGCAGGGGAAGUACACCCUGGCAGGGCGCUAGAUUCCUGCUUUCUGGGAUGGAUCAAUUAACAUUACUAACCUGGGACCUCUUAAUCCCUCAGUAUUUCUGUUAUUGGUCCACGGAUUAUCCCUUAUACAAGUUUUCCACAGUAAAAGCACAGUAAUAAAGCUGAGUGAAAGCAUGGUAAAGCAUAGGUAAGCGUUGUAAAGAAUAGCAAGAUAUGUUUAAGAAUGUUAAUAAACAUGGCAAAAAAGCAUUGGGGAAAACUGCAAAUCCCGGGGGAAACUCUUCUAUGGGAUAUCCACAUGUGACAGACAGACAAAACGAGUGCAUUUUAAACAAGCGAACGUACUGGAAGAUUAUACGCUUCUGCAGGCUUGUUAUAUUUAUCAACCCGCAUGAAUUAUUCUUUUUAUAUUCUAAUUGUUUUCCCAUGUUAAUUAUAUAAUCAAACAAGUGGCCAGAAAAGACACACAAGUUAUUAUUGUAUUGUCACAAAUUGGGUUGUUGUUGUGUUUCAGUUACAUUGUUAAUGUCUGUGAUUCUUUAAACAGAGACUUGUUGUUGUGUUUCAGUUACAUUGUUAAUGUCUGUGAUUCUUUAAACAGAGACUUGUUGUUGUGUUUCAGUUACAUUGUUAAUGUCUGUGAUUCUUUAAACAGAGACUUGUUGUUGUGUUUCAGUUACAUUGUUAAUGUCUGUGAUUCUUUAAACAGAGACUUGUUGUUGUGUUUCAGUUACAUUGUUAAUGUCUGUGAUUCUUUAAACAGAGACUUGUUGUUGUGUUCCAGUUACAUUGUUAAUGUCUGUGAUUCUUUAAACAGAGACUUUGUGCUGCAGUUCUGGGAUUCGGUUUGCCUUCUGAAACUGGUAUAAUUCCACACAGCGGGCUACUGGUUUACGAUGCUGUUUUCUUUUCAUGCGCAAACCAGUGGUUUAUAUCCAAUAAACUCAAAAACAACCAAAAGUAAAAUUAAAAAAUUAAAAAACCCAACACGCUUUUAUCUUAUCAAGCUUCCAAGUGCAGUUCUAUUUUCAGUCCUUCAAUGGCAGUAACAUUUGCUAUUUCUGUAACCAUUGUAUCAUUAAAGCAUUAUAGAUU